Colletotrichum acutatum is the source of this 558-nucleotide messenger RNA. RefSeq names its product acetyltransferase. The coding region runs from base 1 to 558 and encodes 185 amino acids. The record is from RefSeq and is a predicted model, not a curated record. The transcript has a single exon. Lineage: Eukaryota; Fungi; Ascomycota; Sordariomycetes; Glomerellales; Glomerellaceae. Gene Ontology annotation, molecular function: acyltransferase activity, transferring groups other than amino-acyl groups.
AUGGCAAAGUCCUUCAAUGUCCAGGAAGGUGUUCGCAUGACGGCCACACUAAGGCCAGCAACUCUUGACGACGCCACAGCAAUUUCAGAACUCGCCACCCAUGUCUUCACGGUCACAUUCGGCCAUUCAGUCGAGCCGCAUGAGCUCCAAGCGUUCCUAGAGGAGUCGUACAGCCUCGAAGCCAUCACAAAAGAUCUCGACGACUCAAACAAAGACACAAUACUCGCAGUUGAUCCUACUGGAGACAUUCUGGGCUUCGCCAUGCUCACCCGGGGCUCGUCAGAGCCAUGUAUCUCACAUCUCGACGGUACUGUUGAGCUACAGAGAAUUUACAUGUAUCCGAAGGCGCAAGGCACAGGCGCUGCGAAGCUUUUGGCAGACAAGUUAGAAGAUAUGGCUAGGGAACAAGGGUUCAAGCAUAUUUGGUUGGGCGUCUGGGAAGAAAAUGUUCGGGCGCAAAAGGCGUACGGGAAAUGGGGGUAUCAGGAGUGUGGGACCCAUGACUUUGCCAUUGGGUCAGUAAUCCAAACUGAUAACAUUAUGGCAAAGAAGCUUUGA